Messenger RNA from Klebsormidium nitens, 1763 nucleotides. The record is from the annotation of a GenBank genome assembly. Lineage: Eukaryota; Viridiplantae; Streptophyta; Klebsormidiophyceae; Klebsormidiales; Klebsormidiaceae.
GCCCAGUGGCGCAGUUCAUGAAUGAACCCAGUGCAUGAAUUAUGACAUUGAAAGCUUUUCUUCCUUCGUCCACCCACGUCCACCACCCUGGUUCCUGUCCUAGCAAUUGCACAGCACGAGCAGGUGUUGCAGGUUAGCGCGAUCAGUAUGCAAAUAGUGCUCGGUAUAUGAUCUACAAGUGGCUAGUGGCACAUCUUCAUCUGAGGAGUUAGGCAGAUUCAUCUGUGAAGAGCUGUCACGUGUGUGUUUCGAUUGUGGUCUUCUUGGGGUGUUGGUCUUGUUGACAAGAUUUCGCCUCUCCCGAAGUUGGUGGUAGAUCGUUCUCAAGUUUACAAAUCACAACGUGCCUGGACAAAUGGGCAUCCCUGAGACGGUGGUUGUGCACCCAUUGGUCCUGCUCAGCAUCGUGGACAAUUACAACAGGGUAGCAAAGGAUACCAGGAAACGGGUUCUUGGAGUGCUACUAGGGGAAACCUUCAAGGGACGUGUAGACAUCACAAAUAGCUAUGCAGUCCCCUUUGAGGAGGAUGACAAGGAUACAGCGAUCUGGUUUUUAGACCACAACUAUCAUGAGCAGAUGUUCUCCAUGUUUAAGAAGAUCAACGCUAAGGAACAUGUGGUGGGGUGGUAUAGCACUGGGCCAAAGAUCAAGGAGAACGACCUUGAGAUCAACGAGCUGUUCCGGAAGUAUGCCGCAAACCCGCUGCUGGUGAUCAUCGACGUGCAACCAAAAGAACUGGGGAUUCCAACGCAAGCUUACUGCGCAAUUGAGGAUGUCAAGGAGGAUGGGACGCAGAAGAAUCAGAAGACGUUUGUCCACGUACAAUCGGAAAUUGGGGCAUACGAAGCGGAGGAGAUUGGUGUUGAGCACCUUCUGCGGGAUGUCAAAGAUUCAACAGUCAGCACUCUCGCCACCGAGGUGGGCAGCAAGCUGAGCGCGCUGCGGAGCCUCGAGUCGCGGCUGAAGGAGAUCCAGGCGUACAUGACGCUCGUGUCGGAGGGGAAGCUGCCCAUCAACCACGAGAUUAUGUACCAACUGCAAGACGUGUUCAACCUCCUCCCCAACCUCAACAUCCACGAGCUAGUCAAGGCGUUCUCUGUCAAAACGAACGACAUGAUGCUCGUUAUCUACCUGUCAUCCCUCAUCCGGAGUAUACUGGCUUUGCACAACCUGAUCAACAACAAGGUUUUGAAUAAAGAAAGAGAACGGAUGGCAGACUCCCACAGUAAGGGCGACAAGCUAAAACGGGAGGCAACAGUAGCAAGCUAGCCGUCAAGCUUGAUAUCCAAAUUGCUGGCCCUUGUGCAUUGCCCCAAGCUGAGGUCAUUCGCAAAGCAUUCAAGAGGUGUGGACACAAUCAAGCAAUGUUUCCCAGCCUAGACAUAAGACUUUUUUGAAAGGCAAGCCUCAUAUCGGCAAGCCAUAUUCUGAUGUCUGAUGCCGGAAUGGUGCAUACGCGGGGGCCUGACAGUUCAAGGAAGUUGAGCUUCAGACAGUCCUUAUCAAAGUCAGCCCUGAUUGCGCGGGCGGUUGAAGUUGCAUUUUCCUUGAAGCCCCACAAUCACAAGCUCACAGUGCCAGUCUCAAUCUCCCCUUUUACGAUUGACAUUUCUCCUGUUUUCAUCGAGUUCAGCUUAUGCUGCUUGAUAGUACAGGUAGUCAUACGUAGGAUGGUUCCUUGUUUCAUGAGAGCUACGGCAGUCAGGGUUUGCGAUUUUAUAUCAAGAUCGAAUUUGGGAUAUUGCCCUACUGCUUACACUGC